AUGUUGAGCUAUAGGCUAAAGAGAGAGCGGAAGGCGCGGACUUUCCGACGAAAACGCGACUCCAUCCCCUGGCUCACAAACGCGUGGCCCCGUUCGUUCUUCGCCCACCAUUCUCUGACGGGGAAAGAUGACGUGCCAGCUGUUGAAGCAAGAAAUCAGAUCAGUGGCUUUCAAGAUAGGCUAACUAACUUUUUGCAAGAGUCCACAGAUCUAGGUUUUCCGAGUGAGGCUGAUGGGGUCAAGAGGUACUGCGGGAACACCAGCCUCAAGGAUAUUGAAGCUGGCGUUGGAGAUGCUGGGACAAGGAGAGCUUUAUGGAUCGAUGAUCGGAAGAACAACAUUCUAUCUGGCUGCGGAACUCCGAGGCUUUCCAAUGGUUGGAUGACCGCGGCUGAGGGUUUAAGAUACUUGGGUCAACCUAGGUACAGCCUUGGGCAAGAGCCAGAUGCGGAGCGGCGUCUUGUGUGCGUCGUUGACUUGACUCCCGACUUCAUAUGUGCUUUAGCUGCUACCGCCCCAUUUCAUCAUGUCCCGGUCCUUCGCGAUGCGAUGUGCAAGCACGUUGGCUUUAAGCCUUCAAUAAUGGUCCAUAUUUCUUCGGAUGGAAUGUCUAAAUUUCAGAUGGAAUUCCAUCUGCCCUUCUUUGCUCUAAGGAAAUCUCCUCGCCCAGAGGACUCUCACAAAAAACGCUCCAUACAUAGUAUGCGGAAAUGGACGGAUGUCUCGCUUACAGACGGAGAGAGUUCAGCGGCAGGAGGCCAGGAUGUGUACCGAAUCCACGAGACUCAAGUGUCAUGUGUUGUGUACGGCCACGGCGAAUGGCAGUGGACUGCUUGCGCUUUUCUAGAUAAUGCACAUGAGUCCGGGGACCUCUACGAUGACGGAGAGCUUCAUGAUGGGGAUGGCGAAGACGGGGAAGCCGUAGUGGAUCAGAAGGUGGACGGAUUUGACGAAGAUCCUAUUGCAACAGGUCUCCAUGUAAGUAAGCCAAUUUGGAGACCCCGACAAUACUUUACGAAAGCUUUGGAGGUAAAUAUCAAAGAAGUCGGUCAAGAGUGGCAAGAGCUGAUUCAUAAAAUGGAGUGCGAUAUAAUUGCAUAUAAACAAUCGCAUACAUUCACGUACUGCAGUGCAUCUCAAAACUCGAGCGAACCGUCGGAAGAAAUAAAACGCUCUUUCAAUUGGACUCUAGAGAGGAUGCAACAGCUCGGCACGUUCAUUAACGUGCUUUCGGGGACCCUCAACCAAUGGAACGCAUUUGCUUCGCCGGAUGGGGGAGAUAUCGACUACUUCUCUGACUUGCAGCAUCCUUUUCCCAGCAAAUCUCCUGAGUCCCAAGACAACUGCGCCGCUGGCAGGUCGCUUCGUGCGAUAAAGAAGACCUUUGGAAACCUGCAAAAUCUUCUCCAGAAACUUGAGUUAUUGAGAGACGACCUAAGCAGAGACUUUGAAACACUUACACUACGCCUUUCCUUGGAAGGCCGCGAUGCAAACAAGCAUGCCUCAUUUACCUCGACAUUUCUAAUUUGGGUGUUAUAUCCAAUCACGUUAACCGCAUCGAUAUUUUCUAUGCAACCGUCAGUCAUACCGUUUGGUCUCACCCCGUUUUGGUUUCUCAUCACUAUUUUUAUUCUUCUUGUCGCAAUGUGUGUCAUUUAUUGGCUUAUGAAGAAGUGGCCUUCGUGGCAAAACGAGUUUGCGGUUUGGAGGAAGACAAGACAGCACCUAGAAGAAGAAGAGCCUUCUGGCUUAGAAAGGGAAUACCGACAGUCUAUAUUGAAUAUUUUUCGCUCCAGAGCAUCGGGCGAUGAAGAAAGCCUAGGGAUGUGA
Messenger RNA from Hyaloscypha bicolor E, 1830 nucleotides. RefSeq lists its product as uncharacterized. The coding region runs from base 1 to 1830 and encodes 609 amino acids. The record is from RefSeq and is a predicted model, not a curated record. The transcript is spliced from 7 exons. NCBI's taxonomy places the organism in Eukaryota, Fungi, Ascomycota, Leotiomycetes, Helotiales, Hyaloscyphaceae.